Chroicocephalus ridibundus (black-headed gull) is the source of this 1272-nucleotide messenger RNA. It is a transcript of the gene CA14, whose product is annotated as carbonic anhydrase 14. Bases 1 to 1218 code for a protein of 405 amino acids. Gene Ontology annotation, cellular component: plasma membrane. Gene Ontology annotation, biological process: one-carbon metabolic process. Gene Ontology annotation, molecular function: zinc ion binding; carbonate dehydratase activity. The transcript has 11 exons. The record is from RefSeq and is a predicted model, not a curated record. NCBI's taxonomy places the organism in Eukaryota, Metazoa, Chordata, Aves, Charadriiformes, Laridae.
AUGCUGCGUGCCCUGCUGCUGCUGGGGGGCCUGGCCCCCGCCCUGCCCGCCGGUCCCCACUGGGCGUACGAGGGAUCAGCUUUGUCCCCGCUCCCCCGGCCGGAAAAAAAUGUCCCUAGAAGAUUAACGAGCUUUGGGUUGGGAAUGUCACCCGUGUCCUGGUUUGGGGGGAAAGGAGGCCAUUUAAGGUCACGGAGCCACGCUGGGUCCCCAAGGUGGAGGGCAGGGGGAGCCCACCUGGACACCUGGGUCCCCCCAGGUCCCCACGGGCAGCAGCACUGGCCCGAGGGCCACCCGGCGUGCGGGGGCCGAGCCCAGUCGCCCAUCGAUAUCCGGAGGCAGCGGGUACAGCUGGACCCUUCGCUGCCGCCCAUCCGCCCCGUGGGCUACCAGCGCCCCGGGACACCGGCCUUCACCCUCGCCAACAACGGCCACACCGCGGUGCUGGUGCUGCCGCCCUCCCUGCGGCUCCAGGGGUUGCCCGGGGGCUUCGCCGCCGCUCAGCUCCAUUUCCACUGGGGCCGGCCCGGCCACACCGGCGGCGCUGAGCACCUCCUGGACGGGCACCGCGCCCCCGCCGAGAUGCACGUGGUGCACUUCGAUGCGGCGCGUUACGCCAACGCCAGCGAGGCACAGCACCACGCCGGCGGGCUGGCCGUGCUCGGCAUCCUGCUGGAGGUGGGUGCUGACCCCCACCCCGCCUACGACCACAUCCUGAGCCACCUCGGGAGCAUCCGCUACGCCGGGCAGACGACGGCCAUCCCCUCCUUCAGCGUGCAGGACCUGCUGCCCCCACGCCUGGACCUCUUCUACCGCUACAACGGGUCCCUCACCACCCCCCCCUGCUUCCAGGGCGUCCUCUGGACCCUCUUCCAGCAGCCCGUCCGCAUCAGCCUGGCCCAGCUGGAGCAGCUCCAGGGAACCCUUUACGCCACGGAGGCGGACGAGCCCGAGCCCCAGCCCCUGGUGGAUAAUUUUCGGGUGCCGCAGGAGCUCAACCAGCGGCCGGUGCUGUCGUCCUUCCCCACCGGGACUGAGGGGUAUUCGACAGGUGAAAUCGUCGCCAUCAUCUUCGGCACCGUUGCCGGCUGCCUCGGCCUCUUCCUCACCAUCCACUUUGUGGCCAAGAGGACGCGAGCCAGGAGGGCGCAGGACCACGACGUCGUGUUCAAAGCCUCCUCCCGCCGUGGCCCCUCGGACGCCGGCCCCCGACCUUGAACAUCCCCCGGACCUGGCUGUGAGGGACCCCCGCUGCCCCCCACCCACGCCAGA